Molecule: messenger RNA, 1332 nt
Organism: Pyricularia oryzae 70-15
Lineage: Eukaryota; Fungi; Ascomycota; Sordariomycetes; Magnaporthales; Pyriculariaceae
Product: monooxygenase
Exons: 3
Coding region: 1-1332 (443 amino acids)
Molecular function (GO): FAD binding; monooxygenase activity
Source: RefSeq, a predicted model, not a curated record
AUGCCGUACAUGUCAUCGCAGCCCAAAGUGCUCAUUGCUGGCGGUGGAAUCGGGGGAUUGAGCACGGCUCUCGCCCUACACGCCUCGGGACUGACAGACAUACACAUCUUCGAGGCAGCUGGAAAACUCACUAGCCUAGGCGUUGGCAUCAAUGUCCAACCUUCAGCGGUCCUCAUCCUUCGGAACCUCGGCCUACUACCCGAAUUAGAACGAACUGGAGUUGUAACCCAAGAGCUCAACUUCUAUAAUCGGCAUGGCGACGAAAUCCUCUCCGAGCCGCGUGGAACCAAGGCCGGCUAUGCCUGCCCCCAGCUAUCUAUCCACCGUGGGAACUUUCAGAUGGUGCUGUUGGAUGCCGUGCGGAAGCGCAUUGGGGAGGAUAGGAUUCAUUUGGGCCACGCGCUGGUCAAUUUCCAGCAGGAUGACAAGUCCAUUACCGGAUUUUUCAAGCAUGCCGAGAACACCAAAGACCCGGUUCCAUCCAUGACGGGCGAUGUCCUGAUUGCGGCCGAUGGCAUCAACAGUGCCACCCGCAAGAUUCUGUACCCCAAUGAAGGCCCUCCCCGAUUCUCUGGUCGCAUAUUGUGGCGCGGUUGCAUUGAACGAGAGCCGUAUCUUACCGGCGGCAGUAUGGUCUGGGCUGGGUUUGCCGAUCAGAAGUUUAUCGCAUACCCAAUAAGCGGCGAGUCGGCACGAAAUGGAAAAUCCCUUGUCAAUUGGAUUGCCGAGCUACGCGUACGCGACGACUCUGACCCUGACAAGACGCCCCCGAAAGUUGAUUGGACAAAGACGGUACCCAAGGAGCGGUUCGCCGGACCGUUCAAAGGGUGGACAUGCGGUGGGCUUCGGAUGAUAGAAGAUCUUAUUGCGCCUACUGAGCGCGUGUUCGAGUUCCCCAUGUGUGACAGGGACCCAUUGGAACGCUGGUCGUUCGGGAGGUUGACCUUGACGGGGGACGCUGCCCAUUGCAUGUACCCAAUCGGUUCGAACGGAGCGACACAAGCCAUCAUCGACGCCGAGACCAUCGCCCAGUGUCUUACGGGGACGGAAACCGAGAAAAUACCCGAGGCGUUGAAGAAGUACGAAGAGAUCCGGCUACCUCCUACAGCAAAGAUUGUCUACGCCAACCGAGCAAACGGACCUGAUCAUGUGUUGCAGCUUGCUGAGGAAAGGGCACCAGAGGGCUUCAAGAAUGUGUACGAUGUCAUCCCAAAGGAGGAGCUGGAGAGCAUCGGGGCCAAAUACAAGGCUAUCGCGGGUUUUGAGCUCGAAGCCGUUAACAAAAAGGCCAAGGAGACGGAAGAGUUAGCAGCAAGGUUUGCGCAAAAGUGA